AUGGAUCUCAGUAGCUUGAGCAAGCUACAGACCGAAGGGGUCAACCCCCGCACAACCAAUAUUGAUCAAAUGUCGACAUUGGAAAUGUGUGCUGUGAUCAACGGAGAUGACCACCUGGUAGCGGAGAGCAUUAUACCAUGUCUACCAGUGAUUGCUGGCGCGAUCGAUGAUUUGGCGUCGCGUGUUCGCAAAGGGGGACGAGUGGUCUAUGUUGGGGCUGGUACAAGUGGAAGACUAGGGAUCUUGGAUGCUUCCGAAAUUCCUCCCACAUUUGCCGCUCCUCAAUCUCAAUUUAUUGGUCUAAUCGCUGGCGGAGAUGAAGCAAUUCGACAGGCUCAGGAAGGCGCCGAGGAUAAUGAACAGGCUGGACAUGAUGACUUGAACCGACUCAAUCUUAAUCCCGAGCUGGAUAGUGUUAUUGGUAUCGCCAGUUCAGGACGCACGCCAUAUGUUCUCGGGUGUCUUGCUUUUGCUAAGAAGCUGAAUUGUCUUACUAUCGGUGUCGUAUGCACAUCGCCAUCGGCCAUGGCUCGGCUCAAAGCUGGAACAGCCACAAAGAUGGUUUUGAAUAUGCUGAGCACGGGUACCAUGAUUAAGUCUGGGAAGACUUAUGGGAAUAUGAUGGUCGAUAUGGUGGCAUCGAAUCUGAAACUUGAGCAGCGAUCUCGCAAUAUGCUUCGACGGCUUAGUGGAAAAUGCAAUGCGAGGUCGGACUCUGAACUGGAUAGUCUUCUUUCUGAAUCAAACGGCAGUGUUAAACUUGCAAUCCUCGUUGCGGAGACCGGCGAAUCCGUUCAGACGUGUCAGCAGUCCUUAGAUUCAGCGGAGGGAAUCCUUUCAAAAGCCUUGGCUGGGAUAUCUCAACCUAAUCAGCCACAUAUACACGGCGAACGACAGUUCGUUCUGUGCAUUGAUGGGGGCGGCAGUAAAUGUGCUGCCGUUGUGGCAGAUAAAUCUGGAGUUAUGAGCUAUGGCUCUGCUGGACCAUGCAAUCUGACGGACAAUAUUGAAAAUAUUGACGGAAUACUGGCUACCUUGACACAAGCUACUCUAGAUGCACUCAGAAAGCAUUCUUCAUGUGCCAACGAGGGGAUAGUAUCCAAUGAGAGGAGUUAUCUGCAAUCAUGCUUCCAAUCAGUCUGGAUUGGUCUAGCCGGCAUGGAUCGAGCCGGUCUGCAUCAUAUCUUAGCACCAAGACUUGCCAAACUGUUCGGAUUGGAGGAAAAACAGAUGACAUUCAAAUUGACGAAUGAUGUGAACCUGCUGACUGCAUUGGGAUCGGCUGACGAAAGAAAGCCUUCAAUUCUUGUCUUAAUUGCAGGCACUGGCAGUGUGGCGAUACGAUACAAUUGGAGCGAUAACAAGAGCUACAAUUGUGUUGCCCGAGCUGGCGGUUGGGGCCAUUUAUUGGGAGAUGAAGGUGGCGGAUAUUCCAUCGGCCUUGAAGCAGUUCGACACACUCUAGAUAUUCUAGAGCAACGGAAGUUGGGUCUUGGACCCAAUAACUUGAGUGGAUUUGAUCAAGCUGUACUUGAUAAGCUGGGUUGCUCUUUCGGGAAUAAUGAUGACAUCGACCUUUUAAGCGAGAUUCUGUCGCAACGUGGCACGCAGAGUGCCAAGGCCCGUAUAGCUGGUCUAGCUGAGACUGUGUCCGAGCUGGAGGAUGAGAAAAUAGCUCAAGCAAUUAUUGACCAGCAGGGGUCCGCCAUUGUGAGUAAGACACUUGGUCGCCUUGUCGAUCCCAGGUCAAGUGGCUAUGUCGCGCCUGAGGAGACGGAGUUGGUAUUGGUUGGUGGUUUAUUUAAGAACAAGAUAUACCAGCAAAAGAUCCAACAGAUUCUUGCUCACAAAGGCUUGAAGUUUCGAGGAAUUCAGGUGGUCUACAACGUUGCCGGGAUGGUAGCGAAGUACAUGGUGUCCCAACGCAUUGACUAG
Molecule: messenger RNA, 1935 nt
Organism: Penicillium malachiteum
Lineage: Eukaryota; Fungi; Ascomycota; Eurotiomycetes; Eurotiales; Aspergillaceae
Product: putative glucokinase regulator family protein
Exons: 5
Coding region: 1-1935 (644 amino acids)
Biological process (GO): amino sugar catabolic process; response to fructose; negative regulation of glucokinase activity
Cellular component (GO): mitochondrion; nucleoplasm; cytosol
Molecular function (GO): carbohydrate binding; fructose-6-phosphate binding; carbon-oxygen lyase activity
Source: RefSeq, a predicted model, not a curated record